AUGGUCUUGAUACCAUUAUGUCUUAGCAUUUUUUCCAAUUUAUAUCUCAUACAAUUGUGCAAAUUUACUCAAAAUGUAGAAAGUAUAAUUUUAAAAGAUUGUAGAGGUUGUUUAAAUGUUAAACAACUGAGUGAUAACAAUAAAAAUCUACUAAGUUGCACCCCUAGGGAUUCUUUAUCGUAUAUUAGUUAUAAAUGGGUAGAUUUAACAUCAAAAGCAAGAAUUAAGAGUAGCAUUGCAAGCCAGAAGGAUAUCCUCGAGAAGGAAAGAUAUAUUAGGAGGAAGGGGCCAGUAGGAUUUCAAACAAUUGAAGUAAAGGAGGACCCAAAUGUGUCAAACAGAACCUUGGAAAUCGCUAAAAAGUUGAAGGAAAAGCUUCCUAAUGCAAGCAUAAUUGACAUUUGGAAUCACUUUAACUACUCAGGACGUAUACGCAAGGGUACACUAAGUGGCAGACAGCUCCCCGCUAAAAAUGUAAAAAGACCAAACUAUUACAAGACAGGAAAACCACUGUAUGUGGAAUAUCCGAGCAGUAACAGAAGUGAAGAUGAUAAGAGGGGGACGCUAAAGACAGACGCAGAGAUAGAAGGGAUCAGGAAAGCAUGUAGAAUGGCUAGGGAAAUACUGGACUUUGCAUCGGCGAAAGUGGUGGAAGGAGUUUUUACGGACGACAUAGACCGGUAUAUACACAGGCUGUGCGCAAUAAAGAGCGUGUAUCCAGCGACGCUGAACUACCACGGGUUCCCGAAGUCAGUGUGCACCUCAGUAAACGAAGUGGCGUGCCACGGAAUACCGGAUAGCACAGUGCUGAGCGCAGGAGACCUCCUGAAGAUAGAUCUGAGUAUAUACUGCGACGGCUACUUCGGAGACGUGUGCGAGACGUACAUGGUGAUGCCGAUGAGGAAGGAGCUGAACAAGAAGUUUCUCAACACAAACUACAUGGGAAGAUCAGAAAGGAAUAAGCUCAUCUACAGAAGCCAGAAGCACAGUAACCUCGAGGGGUGCGAGCGCCAAAUCAUGGCACAGACAGGAGUGAUAAGGUUGUUGAACGAGGCGCUGAAGAUCUUAAAUCAGGAUUCUGGAGUGUUUGAAGCCCUUUCGCUGCUGUUCAGGCACGACUGGACGAAGAAGUUUAACUUCAAGCUCGACGAGGAAAUGCUGAGGAUCUCAAGGAAGCUGUGCGACGAGUGCAGAGAUGUGUACGAGAAGCCCGAAGAACCUUACUUAGGAAGGGUGGUGGGCACGGUCGCCUCGGACAUACCGACCUAUUUAAGCAGCGAUAAGUUCGGAAAAAUAUUCUCGACCUUUGAGGACCCAUUGAUCGUGCUCAACAUGCUGGAUUUCCACGCAGAGGAUAGGUACAACAGGCCGUACACGUUUUCGCAUACUUUUGACGAGGACGUGGAACUCAUGAAGAUUACACACGAAGCGCUGGAAAAGGGAAUCAGCGUGUGUAAGCCAGGAGCGAAGAUUAAAUUAAUCGGGAAAACUAUAGAGAAGUUUCUGGACUCUAAAAAGUGUAAAACAAUAUCGAAUUUAUCUGGCCACGGAAUUGGGAGGAACUUCCACGAAAACCCAUACGUACUGCACGAGUAUAAUGAAAGUGAUGUGGUGAUGGAGCCGGGAAUGGUCUUCACGAUUGAACCCAUAGUAACAAGGUCGCUCUUGAACUCGUUUAUGAUGUGGCCAGAUGGCUGGACAUUGACAACAGUAGACGGAUCAAAGACUGCACAGUUCGAGCACACGGUAUUGAUUACCAAGGAUGGCCACGAGGUGCUGACAAGAAAGAUCCCAUCCUCUCCUCCGUAUUUCUGGGAAAACACUCUGGAAAUCGCAUACUAA
This is a messenger RNA of Theileria orientalis strain Shintoku, 1842 nucleotides long. RefSeq names its product methionine aminopeptidase. The transcript is spliced from 7 exons. Gene Ontology annotation, biological process: proteolysis. The record is from RefSeq and is a predicted model, not a curated record. Lineage: Eukaryota; Apicomplexa; Aconoidasida; Piroplasmida; Theileriidae. The coding region runs from base 1 to 1842 and encodes 613 amino acids. Gene Ontology annotation, molecular function: metalloaminopeptidase activity.